This is a messenger RNA of Colletotrichum fioriniae, 2637 nucleotides long. RefSeq lists its product as uncharacterized. Lineage: Eukaryota; Fungi; Ascomycota; Sordariomycetes; Glomerellales; Glomerellaceae. Gene Ontology annotation, cellular component: plasma membrane. Gene Ontology annotation, molecular function: calcium-activated cation channel activity. The record is from RefSeq and is a predicted model, not a curated record.
AUGGACUCCCUAAUGUUUGAAGAUAAACCGCCGCAAUGCGACGGCAAAGAGGCCAUCAAACCGAGCGAUCGUGACGUUUGGGUCCAGCUCGGUUUGUCCCUAGUCCUUGGCCUCACAGCAUUCACCACCUUCUGCUUCUUGCGCCCACGAUGGCCGACCCUGUACGCCGCGCGCAAGCGCAGACUGGACCCCAAAAUCGGUUUGCCCCCGCUGCCAGAUACCUUUCUUGGAUGGAUUCCGGGACUUUAUCGCGUCACUGAGGAGCAAGUCCUCGCCUCCGCUGGUCUCGAUGCCUUUGUCUUUCUUACCUUCUUCAAAAUGGCUAUACGUAUCCUGGCUAUACUGGCCUUCUUCGCAUAUACCGUUAUGCUACCCAUCAAUGGUGCGCUCGCACCUGAAAACAUCUUCCCUACACCGUCGAAACCAAAAUCCAGUGGAACUGCCACGGCCUCCAUCGCAAUGGCGACUCGCGCUCUGGAAGGUCAUACACACGAAAGAGACUCGAUUUGGGCUGCUAUGGACGACGACGAGAGUUUUGACAUGAAAAAGAGCUACAUCUGGGCAUGGCUGGCGUUUGGCUACUUCUUUACGGGCUUGACCCUCUACGUCCUAAACAAGGCGACCUUUAGAGUCAUACAUGUUCGUCAAGAGUACCUCGGCACACAGUCAACAAUCACCGACAGAACGUUCCGCCUUACUGGCAUUCCGCGAAACCUGCGCGACGAGGGAAAGAUCAAGAAGCUCAUCGAAAAGCUAGAAAUCGGUGAGGUGGAGCAUGUCAACCUAUGCUGCGACUGGCGGGAGCUCGACUCGCUCAUUGCGCAAAGAGCCCAGGCUUUGGCUCAGCUGGAAGAGACUUGGAGCGUUUAUCUCGGAAAACAAGCUGCGCUCCCCAAGUCAGUCCAGCGCCUCCGCGAUCCACAGGCCGAGCCUUCAGUCCUGGAGCCUCGAGAAGACGAAGUUGACGAGGAGGCCGGAGAGAACGGUGGAUUACUAGGACACGAAAACAUUAACCCCGAACUCGUCGAGAGACCGCGCCCCAAAGUGAGAUUGAGGUAUGGCUUGCUCAAACUCCAAAGUCGCAAGAUAGACGCCCUGGACUACUACGAGGAGAAGCUGCGACGUCUCGACGACAGAAUCCGCGAGGCGAGAAAGAAGGACUUCACCCCGACCGACCUGGCCUUCGUCACGAUGGACUCGAUCGCCGCUUGUCAGAUGGCAAUCCAGGCCCGCAUCGACCCUCGACCCGGACAGCUUCUAACGAAGCCCGCACCUGCCCCUUCUGAUGUAAUGUGGCCCAACACGUACGCACCUCGUGGGAUUCGUCGUCUCCGUUCAUGGAUUAUUACGAUAUUUGUCGCUAUCCUCUCCGUCCUGUGGUUGGCGGUUGUAGCGUCGAUUGCCAGUCUAUUGAGUGUCUGCAACUUCCAGGCAUGGUUCCCUGGGAUUGUCGGAUUUUUCGACCAAUAUCCGACCCUGCGUGCCUUGAUUGAAACCGGCUUGCCGACGCUUCUCGUUUCGUUGCUGAACGUUGCCGUGCCAUAUCUCUACGAAUACCUCUCGUACGAACAAGGCAUGAUCUCCAAGGGUGAUGUGGAGCUCUCCAUCAUUUCCAAGAACUUCUUCUUCACCUUCUUCAACAUCUUUGUUGUCUUUGCCACAUCCAACGCGGCUUUCAGCGUAGCCAACCUGGUUCGUCAGAUCCAGGAUGUUUGGAAGAGUCCUGCUACCCUGACGCUACAGGUUGCCGGGCAGAUCCAGAGUCUCGCAAUAUUCUACACCAACUUCAUCAUGCUUCAAGGCAUUGGCCUCUUCCCCUUUAGACUGCUUCAAGUCGGCAGCGUCUUCCUCUACCCGAUCUAUCGAAUGGGUGCAAAGACCCCCAGGGACUUUGCCGAAAUCAUGCAACCGACGGUGUUCAGCUACGGAUUCUACCUGCCGACGGCAAUGCUCAUCUUUAUGCUGUGCCUGUUGUACAGCACACUGGCAUUCGGCUGGCUCAUUCUGACCGUUGGCCUCUUCUACUUCAUCUUGGGUUACUUCACCUACAAGUACCAACUUCUCUACGCAAUGGACCAGCCUCAACAUGCGACCGGCGGCGCCUGGAGAAUCAUCAGCUAUCGCGUCAUCCUCGGUCUCUUCGUGUCGCAGGUGAUACUUUCCAGUAUCAUGGCACUGUCGCUUGCCUUUUUCCAGUCUAUUGCUGUCUUACCCCUGAUUGCAUUUACGAUCUGGUACAGCUUCUACUUUAAGCGUCGUUUCGAGCCGCUUACGCGAUACAUAUCUCUGCGCAGCAUCCGCAUCGAGAUUGACCCUGAGGAUGCGGCUGUACUUGACGAAGACUUCGAGGGGCCGAGACCCUCGCAAGGAUUGCUUAGGCGCGGAAGCACUAUUGACGAGGACAAAGAAAAGGGCUUGACCUUUGCGAAUCCUAGCUUGACCUCUCGUCUAGAGGAGCCGUGGAUCUACCAGGAUCCACCACCAGUUCACAAUAAUAUGGACGACGACGAAGAGAGCGGCCCGGAUACGGAGACGCCAAACGCCCCCGAGAACACGGCCUCGGCCGCCUCGGACAGCUCAAUGAGCCUGGGCGACACGCACAUCUGGCGGCAGCAGGAUGACAGCAACAAUCGCUAG